GCUCAGUGAAAUCGGAGCAGUCGUCGAUCGAGGUACGCUCGUUACUGUAUACCGUAUACACUUACGCGAUCGUUUCAUUCACCAGAAUAAGAAUUCCGGAAACAUUUCUUUACUCGCGACGAUACGCUUAAAAGCUAGAAUUCCCGGCCUUUUUAAGCUGGCAUAAUAAUCAUCUUCGUUGCGCAAACGAAAAAAGAAAGAAAGCGGUGCCUCAGGGCGUUCAAAAGUGGCGCGUUAAUCAAGUGUCACGUGAUAGGUAGUUGAUUGAUAUUGGAGAUCCGUUAUGGUCGAUCGCGUGUGACAAAAAUCGUCAAAUGUGUCUACGACUUCAUAAGAGUCACUGAAAAUUUGUACCAAACGCUAUAAAACAAAGGAACGUAAAAAUAAUUUAAAAAUUAUUGAGACAUUAAAACUAUUAAAGUGUUGAAUAUGUGCGUGAAACCAUAAAAUGUUUGAUUUGUGAAAAAUGUGUUGCUCCAACGGGGAAACGUUUAGACUGGCAAAUUAUUGAAAAUAUACAAUAAGAUCCACGAUUCAGCACGAAGUUACUAAAACUAUUCGAGAAAAAAAGAUAUUGCAUAGGUAAUAAACAUGGUGGGAAAUAAACAGAGACGUCGAAGUGCGAGCGAAAUGCUCGAUUGGCGAUAUGUCGUCAGGAAUAGAGGGGACGAUUUGGACGAUACAUGCAUGCCCUUCGUCGAGGACUACAACAAGGAUACGAAAAUACGUCGCAGGAAACGUUCCGGUACUUGGCCGAGAACUAGAAGUCUAAAUGCACCUAGUCCCGUACAACAAUUUGGGCCAUGCGGGCGCAUCAUGAAAAAUUCAGCAAUGAUCAUGACCAUUCAGGAUCCAGCCUCUCAGAGAUUGACAUGGUAUAAGCCGCCACUUACUGUUCUAGUCAUCAAGAAGAUCCGUGAUAACUCGGUAUUGCCACCGUUUGUACAAUUGGUCACGUGGCUAAUACGAGAAAAACGGAUGGUAGUGUUCGUCGAGGCGUCUGUUCUGGAAGAUCCAGCCUUAGCUAGGGACCUCAGAUUUCGGGAGAUUCGAGAUAAGCUAAAAACUUUCAAAGAUGGCACGGAUGAUCUUCAGGAUCGUAUCGACUUCAUCGUGUGCCUGGGAGGCGAUGGAACUCUUUUAUAUGCCAGUUUAUUAUUUCAACAAUCCGUACCACCAGUCAUGGCAUUUCACCUUGGGUCGUUAGGAUUUCUCACACCUUUUGAGUUCAACAAUUUCCGGGAGCAAGUAACAAAUGUACUAGAAGGCCACGCGGCCUUGACCUUGAGGAGCAGGCUGAGAUGUAUCAUCACAAGAAAAGAAGAAGAAGAUAAGGAGCCGAGGCCACCAACGAAUUUGCUGGUGCUGAACGAGGUUGUCGUGGAUCGAGGCCCAUCCCCAUAUCUCUCGAACAUCGACCUCUUCAUCGAAGGCAAGCACGUGACCAGUGUGCAGGGUGACGGCCUGAUCGUGAGCACGCCGACCGGGUCGACUGCGUACGCUGUUGCGGCUGGAGCCAGCAUGAUUCAUCCUUCAGUACCUGCGAUUAUGAUCACUCCGAUCUGCCCUCACUCUUUGUCCUUCAGACCGAUCGUUGUGCCCGCUGGCGUCGAGCUGAAGAUCUCAGUUUCACCGGAUAGCAGGAACACCUCAUGGGUAUCAUUCGAUGGCAGAAGUAGGCAGGAACUCUUUCAUGGCGAUAGUCUGAGAGUAACCACAUCCAUCUAUCCAGUGCCCAGCAUUUGCGCUACGGACCAAAUUACCGACUGGUUCGAUUCAUUAGCAGAGUGUUUGCAUUGGAACGUACGCAAGAAGCAGAAACACUUGGAUGAACUAAGUGAUUUGACUCAUUCAUCCAGUAAUGACACUUUGGACUCUCUAGAUCGCGACAGCUAGGCCAGGCAAGAAAGUCAUAAUGCACUGCCUUUAAACCAGAUCCUAAAAGAUCAUUAUGAUUUAUCAGUAAGGUCUGGUCUCAAAGAACUUCAAUGACUCGCUGCACGAUACACGAAAAGAAUAAGCCUAACCUGUGUUCAUUUAAAUCGUAAGAAUAGAGGAGAAUGAACUCGUCUAGUAGUCGCUGAAGAAACUGAGUAAUUGUACGUACCCUCUAAGCGUCAUUAAUGAUGCAUAAAUUCACGGUACACCGCAACUCAAAGCUACCAAAAGAACCUGAUAGUAUUUCGAUGCGUCGUAAAAAACAGUGGAUUAGUUAUAUUGCAGAAUUGCGAAUUCUUCAAGAAUUCUUCGAAUUCGUUUUUACGAGAUAAAGGAUCAUCAAGAAUUUACGUAUAACCUGUAAUUAAUACACCAAAAAGCCCAACAAGAGAGUUUCCUGUAUUUCCAACGCAUAAUUCUACGCUCUACGACGACGUUCUAAUCCGCGAAAUCAUUUCGAAACGAAUCUUUAUUUCCUUUCUUUUUUUUCCUUCUUUUUUUCUUCUUAUUGAAUUGAUAGACUUUUGUUAACAUAGACAAUAUUGAAAAUAAGAUUAAGAAAUGCGAGGACUAUUGUCGUUAAUAAUGCUAAUAGUAAAAAAUAAUUUAAGAAAUGAUUAUAUCAGAGCUGCUGAAUUGAUUUAUGAAAAAGCAUGGUUAAUAUUUCUUAUAAUUAAACGAUAUUAAAGAAAAAGGUGUUGAUUAUAAAAGACAUUUCACAUCAUACAUACAGUUAUUUAUUUUUCAUUAGUUUUGAUGCAUUUUAAUAAGUCUAUGUUUCCUAUAUGAAUUCAUAUUCUGUUAAUGUUAUCAAACUGGUUCUGUUAACUGCAACAAAGAGCACAUAAGCGAGAAUCAACUAAAGAUGUUGUUGAUAAGUUUUGUGUUCUGACAACGAAUAUUAUCCGGUUAAGGAUCAUUUUUUUGUAAUUCUUGAAUGUACUUUUCCUAUAAAUGAAAAUUUUUAAUAAAGACAUUUUUGUACUGCA
Bombus terrestris (buff-tailed bumblebee) is the source of this 2927-nucleotide messenger RNA. RefSeq names its product NAD kinase. The transcript has 9 exons. The coding region runs from base 592 to 1896 and encodes 434 amino acids. Gene Ontology annotation, molecular function: NAD+ kinase activity. The record is from RefSeq and is a predicted model, not a curated record. Gene Ontology annotation, biological process: NADP+ biosynthetic process; NAD+ metabolic process. NCBI's taxonomy places the organism in Eukaryota, Metazoa, Arthropoda, Insecta, Hymenoptera, Apidae.